AUGGCUGCACCUCCGCCUCCGCCACCACCUCCUCCACCAGGAGGUAUGGGUAAUAUGGCAGCGAACUUACCACCUGGACCACCACCAGUAAUUUCACAAGAUAGAAAUGCAUUACUUGGAGACAUUAGAAAAGGAGCAAAAUUAAAAAAAGCGGUAACAGUUGAUAAAUCAAAACCAAUGAUCGAGGGUAAAACCUCUGUAUCAACUAGCGGACCUACAACCUCAAAUCACUCAGCACCAUCAGUACCUAGUAUACCACCAUCUGGAGCUCCUCAAUUGGGAGAUAUUUUUGCAGGUGGGGUACCCAAAUUAAAACAUGUUGAUAAUAGAAACGGUAAAAUUCCAUCAUCUGCUCCAAAAAUCCCAACAUCAACUCCAACAAUUCCUUCAUCAUCAAGACCUACAGUUCCAUCCUCUUCACGACCAACAAAACCAGCAAUUCCUUCAUCAGUUCCUCCACCACCAAUUCCACAAACUUCAACUCCGAAAUUACCACCAACUCGUCCUAAAAAAUCAAGUCAUUUACAAAAUAAUUCAAUAAGUUCAAUGGAAUCAAUUAAUAAACCACCACCUUUACCAAGUGAUCCACCUCCAUUACCAACUUCUGCACCACCACCUCCAAUGGGAUUACCACCAACCUCAAAGUCAAAUAAUGCUCCACCAGCUCCACCAGCCCCACCAACAGCUCCAAUCCCAAAUUCAUCAUCAACUCCAGCCGCACCACCACUUCCAACUGGAGGAUUGCCAUUUUUGGCUGAAAUCAAUGCCAAAAGAGAUGAUAAAAAUGUAUUUGAUCAAACAAAAUCAUCCACAACCUCAUCAAAACCUCCAAUUCCAUCAUCAGCUCCUCCAAUUCCAUCAUCAGCUCCUCCAUUACCCCAAUCAAUUCCAAAACCACCACCUCAACCAUCACAUACUCCUUCGUUACCUCAAAAUUCAGCACCAAAAGCACCACCUUUACCUCAAACAUCAAUUCCAAAACCACCACAGGCACCAAAGCUAUCUACAACUUCUGCUCCACCACCACCACCUCCUCCUCCUUCAAUGUUACCACCUCAACAAAAGUCAUCACCAACCAAGAACUCAUCAGCUCCUCCCCCAGUAGCACCAGGAGGAGCAUUACCGUUUUUAGCACAAAUUAAUGCAAAAAGAGAUGAAAGUUUUGUUGUAGAUGGAUCACUGAAAUCUUAUUCAACCAAAAAUGAAAAUAAUGAUAAUCAAUCUACUUCAACAAGUAGUUCAAAACCAAGUCAACCCCGAACACCACCAGCAACAUCAGCUCCAAGUAAAUUCAAUCCUUUUGGUGGCGCAAUGGAUAAGAAACCAUCUGCAGCUUCAACUCCAAGUAUUCCAGCACCUCCAAUUCCAAAUAUGCUACCACCGAAAAGAAACGUAGCACCAUCUAAUCCACCAUCAACACCACAAAUUCCUCAAAUUCCCAUUCCUCAAUCAAAACCAAGUCCACCAAAAGCUCCAGCACCACCUUCAUUACCUCCAAGUAUACCUCAACAAAGCACAGAGCCUGCAAAACCGCCAAUGGUAAGCGUUGCCAGUACUCCAAAAUUGCCAGAAGCAAUUCCUCCACCAUUACCAUUAAAUUCCACUCCAUUUAUAUCAAAACUGAAAAAAGCAGCACCUCCACCACCCCCACAAAAUUCAACUCCAUCAAGAACACCAACCACAAAUUCAUCAACCUACAAUGAUUUAGAUGCAAGACAAAAUGCAGGAUCUUCAUUACGUAAAAUCUCAGCACUGACUUACACAAUCAAUGGAUCUGCAAAAUCAUCAUCAACGAAAAUUGUAAUUGACGAUAAAAGAUUUAAGUUUGUUAAUGCUAAUGCAUUACCUAAUCCAAGAAGAUUUGAAGGUUCACAAAAAUUAUAUCCAAGUGGAAGAGGCUCAUCUAUUCCAUUAGAUUUAAGUUUGUACUCUUAA
Molecule: messenger RNA, 1935 nt
Organism: Lodderomyces jiufengensis
Lineage: Eukaryota; Fungi; Ascomycota; Pichiomycetes; Serinales; Debaryomycetaceae
Gene: VRP1
Product: Vrp1p
Exons: 1
Coding region: 1-1935 (644 amino acids)
Molecular function (GO): actin binding
Source: RefSeq, a predicted model, not a curated record